Molecule: messenger RNA, 2653 nt
Organism: Menidia menidia (Atlantic silverside)
Lineage: Eukaryota; Metazoa; Chordata; Actinopteri; Atheriniformes; Atherinopsidae
Source: the annotation of a GenBank genome assembly
AUGAUCAAGAGCAAAGAGCGGGAGUUGAAAAGCACAACCAGGAUCAGCGAGAGCACCGGCGACAUGUCCAUACUUGCAAAGCAGAUGUUUGGCCGUGACCUCUGUCUAUGGAUCAACGGGAUGUCCGCUAUGCUGGAGCCUGCAUUUUCAGCGUGCUAUGACAUUGACCCGGGCCGCCUUCGGGGUGCUGUUUAUAUCCUGGCGGACAGAUGGGCAGGAAGAAAUAAAAGCGUCUGUCCAGGCCCUCCAGCUGACCUGUGGGCUCAGUCCGGGCUGCGGGGCUUUGUUUGUCGACGGGCGUCUAUGUGAGUGAGGGCUGAUGAAGUCCAGCAUGAGGCAGUGGAGGCGGAUGGUGCUGGUGGCCAUGCUGGCCUGGGUUCUCCUCUUUCUUGGCCUCCUCUCUUACUUCCUGGACGCUCGCGUGGACGAGCCCCUGACCUCCGCCGGCUCUUUGCUCUCCCAGCACCCCGACACGCGCCGGCUGGCGUCCAUACAGGCCUCGCAUCAGCAGCAGCAGCAGCACGCCGUCUUGGGCCCCAGGCCCGAAGCCGCUUUGCCAGCAACUCCCACCUUUCGGAGGGACAAGCCAGAGCCACAGCCCUCCACACGCUCCACCACCCCCGAGACCGGUGCGGAGGCCAGUCGCAUUCCAAACGGUUCUCCCUACGCCACUUACGGGAGCCAGGAGGCGGAGCCCCGGGAUUACCUGGACCCGCAGAGCCUGGCGGCCUGGUCGUCCUUCGGCACAGAAAAUGUGGGUUCCCACUCAGACCCUGUGGUCCAGAGUCGCGAGAGAACAUCUCUGAACCGAGAGUACCAAAACCACGUCGGCACCACCCGUGACCGCGGUGGUGAGGAGGAGGAAGAUGGUGGAGAAAACGAGGACGAAGAACUGGACAACAGAGUGAGGACUACGGCUCGCCGGAGGGCCGGCGGCGACUCCUCGGAUCUGGAGGAGUACUACUUCUCCAAAUCUGCCUCGGUGGUGCAGCGGCUGUGGAGGGGCGGCGCCUCGGCCGGCAUGCUGAGCCCCCGGCUGCAGCGCGCCAUGAAAGACUACAUGAGCGCCAACAAACACCACGUGUCCUACAAGGGCCGCCGCCGGGCCGCCCAGAGCGCCCGGGACCUGCUGUGCCAGAUAAAAGCCCAGGCCCGGCUCAGGACGGUGGACGGGUCGGAGCAGCCCUUCUCCGCGCUGGGCUGGGCCGGCCUGGUGCCGUCCCAAUCUCUGGAGCAUCUGUACAGACGGCAGGGACAGGAAGGCUUCAGGACCUGUGCGGUCGUCACCUCUGCCGGCGCCAUCCUGCGCUCCGGCCUGGGCAAAGAGAUCGAUGCUCAUGACGCAGUUUUACGCUUCAAUGCUGCACCCACGGAGGGAUACGAACGAGACGUCGGGAACAAAACCACUAUCCGCAUCAUCAAUUCCCAGAUUCUGGCUAAUCCCAAACAUCGAUUCAACACAAGCUCCAUCUACAAGAAUGUAACCCUGGUGGCCUGGGACCCUGCGCCUUACACUGUUAAUUUACACAAGUGGUACGCCAGUCCAGACUACAACCUGUUCGGUCCGUACGUGGAGCACCGGAAGCGCCAUCCUGAGCAGCCCUUCUACAUCCUUCACCCCGGAUACGUGUGGCGACUGUGGGAUGUGAUUCAGGGCAACACUCAGGAGAACAUCCAGCCCAAUCCUCCCUCAUCUGGCUUCAUCGGUAUCCUCCUGAUGAUGGCGCUGUGCGAGCAGGUGCACGUGUACGAGUACAUUCCCUCCACGAGGCAGACUGACCUGUGCCACUACCACGAGCGCUAUUACGACGCCGCCUGCACCCUGGGUGCCUACCACCCCCUCCUCUACGAGAAGAGCCUGAUCCAGCGGAUCAACACGGGCCCCGAGAGUGACCUCAGGAGGAAGGGACGCGUCUCCCUUCCAGGCUUAAGCACCGUCAACUGUGACAUCUGAAAUGAAACCUGACCCCUCUGAGCCCGAGGAUACGCACACAUGUACACACACUUUGGCCUUUUUCCGGCUGACCAAGGGGGAGGUGCAAUAAAGCCACAGCAGGAAAAAAAAAAAGAAAAAGGAAAAGGCCGAAGCGUACGAGUUUCAAAUUAGACCCAUGAAGAGCAUAAGCCAUAGCCCUCUAGGGAGGGAUGAACAUGGAGUUUUUUCUGAAAGACACUGUCUCCAUCAAAGAUGGUUUACUUGACUAGAGACUACAGCUGGAGGAGGGGGGACGAAAAGCAAAAGGAAAAAUGCGAAGUUUUCUGCUUUUAGCUGAGCCACGCUAGCUGUGGAGCUAACAAGGUUAGCAACAGAUCUGUGUUUUAGAUAGAUUGAAUUUUCAAAUAACUGGGUGUGUUGCAUUCGUGUAAAGUCUGUCUUUUGCAGUAGUGAGGGUGCUUCUCGCCUUAACAGAGAAGUCGCUGUUGGGUUUUUUAUUUUAUUAUUUUUUUUAUAUUUUCUUCACUGGUGGAUGGGGGUGGGUGGGUAUGGAUUAAAUGGACCAUCCACUCUGAAUGUCUCAAACGACCACACAUGGUUUCAUCGAUGUUUAGCAGCGACUCGUGUGGAAGAAUGCACAGUUUUCGAGGCUGAUUGUAAAGCCCUCACAGCAGCUGUACUACUGUACAUAUCUUCCAGCAAAAAAAAAAAAAAAAA